GGUUGGCUUGCAUGAGGGCAACUUUGUGUAACAUGGAUGUACUAUGAUGGCAUCACGCCUUAUUUCAAAGAAGUUUGCACUUCUUUUUGUUAUUUUUAUUAUCAUUGUCCUUAUUUUAUUGAUUUGGACAAAUCAAGGUGCGAACUACCCAAAGCUGCCUUCUACUGUAUUAAAGGACAAAAAUGCUGGAAAUGCAUUCAAUGACGUUCGAUUUGAAGAUAUUAACGCCGUGGUGCCGUACGAGACGUUCACCCUGGAGGAGCGUUACACCGUGGACCUCCGGCCCGACUUCACCACGGCCGUGCCGCUGCUGGAGCUGGAGAAGGAGAACGUCCUCACACUCAUCAGAGAGGCCAUCCGGGACGGACAGCCGGUGAUGGGCGGCGCGGUGGCGGAGCGACACUUUCAAUACGGCAUCAGUCGUCACCUGGCCGGCCUGGGCGAGGAGUACACCCUUGUCUUCCGCACCGGCGUCGACGUCUUCACGGCGCGAGUCUACCGACCGCUCAAGGACCCUGUGGUGACUGUGCAGCGGCACGAGCGGCUGCGGGACCUGCCGGUGCACAUUGUGAUGCCGCUGCGGGGCCGGCUGCAGCCGCUGGAUGUGUUCCUGGACAGGCUGGGCGCCAUCAUCGACAGCGGCGACAACGUCCACCUGACGGUGGUGGCGUUCCCGGACGGCGCCAACGGCACGGCACCGGUCGGCCAGCUGCUGCGCCGCUGGAAGCACGCCGCGCGCGCCCAGCUGGUCGCCGAGACGGGCGCCUUCUCCCGCGGCCGGGCGCUGAUGCGCGGCGCCGCCGCCAUCAACGUCGACCCGGCGACCGAUCCGCUGCUCUUCCUGUGUGACGUGGACAUGGAGUUCUCGGCGGUGGAGCUGGAGCGGUGUCGCGUGCACGCGGAGCCCGGCCGCGCAACCUACUAUCCGGUCGUGUUUAGCCAGUACAACCCGCGGCUGCGCCAGGCGCUACGCCAGUCGGGCCGCUGGCCGCCGGAGCCACCCGUCUCGGACGACACGGGCCACUGGCGCUACUACGGCUACGGUAUGUCGUGUCAGUACCGCUCCGACUUCGCGGCUGCCAGCGGCCAGUUUCUGGACGUCUCCGGCUGGGGCGGCGAGGAUGGAGAGCUGUACAGACGCCACCUGCGCCGUCUGCGCGUCGUGCGCGCCUACGACGACGACCUGGUGCACGUCUACCACGGCAAGGAGUGCAGUGAGCGCCUCUCGAGCGACCAGUACCGCUCCUGCGUGCGCUCCAAGAUCGUCAACGAGGGCAGCAAGGUGCAGCUGGGACUGCUGGCUCUGAGCGCCGCUGGUGACGUCGGUCCGAAGGCGUACGGCCUGUUCUACCUGCCGUGGUUCCUGCGGCCCGGUGGCUGGGCCACGCUGGCCUCUGGUAUCCUCCUGGCCCUGUCCCUGGCGCUCAACGUGUGGCAGUACCGGAGAACGGCAGGCGCCCGCACCAGGUAGGCGACUGUGAUCCUCCAGGGGGCGUCCGACUCAGUCAGAUAUUAGCUGGCGUCAGCGUAUCACGGUGCAUUAUGGUGCAAUUUACUCGGUGUGUGCGUCCAACAUGUUGGGAAGGGAGUGAAGCUGCUAUCCGUACGCGUCCUUGGCGAGGGUGAUAUUAUUUGCCGCAAAAUGGUGUGUUGUUCGUUUAAAUGUUGCGUAAAAAGACCGGUGUGCUAUUCUGCAUUUAAUGCUUCAAAAGCAGCAUAGUGUUAUUAAUUUAGUCCCCAGUGAUCUCCAGUCGCCAUUCAAACUUUGGGAUUUUUGUCUUUUUUCCACUUUUCUGGUUAGUUCUUAUAAGUUUAUGAAGAUAUCGGCCUCAAAAUUUCAAUUGCCCUCCCUCGCAUCAGUUCUGAACAUGCUGGCCAAAGGAACUGAUGGCUGCUAAUACGUUGACCGAAUAUUGCGUAAUAAAGACAGUUUAUGGCGUUUUAGAUCCAAAGAUUGUAUUACCAGAAAUCACUCUGGUGCUCUUUUAAAGAGAUAAUUCUCUAACUAAUGCUUGAAUGAGCUUUUUCACGCUGGCUCGGAUUUCCAGCAUUUUUUUUUUCUCGAGAAUCGCCAAAGUUUUCUCAUCUGAUUUGGCUCUAGUGACAUUUACAACAUUCGGCCGAUACUUUAGGUACCCUUUCUACUGAAAGGUCUACCCAGUAGUUUCGUUGAUGACCGAGAACAAAACAGCCUUUACCCUAGGGCCUAGGAAGGCGCAAUACGGAACUAUCCCAGGAAGAGCGCCAAUCAAUGAAUGCAAACAACUUUGGCAUUCCCCCAUGCUUUCGCAGUUGCCGCCGCCGUGAAGAGUGUACUAUUGAAACCAAAGUACUUCCUACUUAGUCUUACAGGGUCAUUUUCGUGAGACUUUUCGCGUGAGUGAGAUCGAUCAGGUUGGCUCGGUGGUGCCCUUCAUUUAUUGGGGUUGCACGCAUGUACCGCAUCAUGUUCGUUCCAGUCAGCACAUGUUAUGCAUUGUGCCUUCACUAUGUGGAAUUGGAUAGUUGUAUAAGCUUGGUGCACAAACUUACAGUCAUUAGUGUAACAAUAUUGUAACAAUACAUUUAACUUGUCCUA
Messenger RNA from Amphibalanus amphitrite, 2578 nucleotides. Its product is annotated as chondroitin sulfate N-acetylgalactosaminyltransferase 1-like. Gene Ontology annotation, cellular component: Golgi cisterna membrane. The transcript has 8 exons. Gene Ontology annotation, molecular function: glucuronosyl-N-acetylgalactosaminyl-proteoglycan 4-beta-N-acetylgalactosaminyltransferase activity. The coding region runs from base 44 to 1471 and encodes 475 amino acids. Lineage: Eukaryota; Metazoa; Arthropoda; Thecostraca; Balanomorpha; Balanidae. The record is from RefSeq and is a predicted model, not a curated record.